This is a messenger RNA of Aspergillus ochraceoroseus IBT 24754, 2002 nucleotides long. RefSeq names its product MFS transporter. The transcript has 2 exons. Bases 199 to 1749 code for a protein of 516 amino acids. Gene Ontology annotation, biological process: transmembrane transport. The record is from RefSeq and is a predicted model, not a curated record. Gene Ontology annotation, molecular function: transmembrane transporter activity. Lineage: Eukaryota; Fungi; Ascomycota; Eurotiomycetes; Eurotiales; Aspergillaceae.
UUUUUCUUUCCUUUAACCCUACCCAUUCAUUUAAUUAGUGUGUAUCUUGAAUUGUUGCGCCCUCCCUUGCAUAGAGUUGGAGUGGCACAUAUUAUCAAAUCGUAUACUGUUCUGAGAAAUUAGACAACAUCAUCUUGCGGGAUGGUGAUAAUUCCAUUCCUAGGAAACUGAAGCUGAAACUGCAGACCAUAAGCAAGGAUGGCAUCAACAGUGGUAGACGAAGAAGAACCGAGUAAGGGCAGCAGCGCCAACCAGCGAGCUUUAGUACCCAGUACGACAAGAGACUCACAUACGCCGUAUUCCGUCUUCACCAAGUCACAGAAAAGAUACAUUGUCUUCUCGGCAUCAUGGGCGGGCUUUUUCUCACCGGUAUCAUCGCAGAUCUAUUUCCCAGCGUUGAACAGCCUGGCCCACGACCUAAAUGUGUCAAGCUCGCUAAUUAAUCUGACCCUCACAAGCUAUAUGGUAACCAAUAUCAAUGCCAAGAUAUUCCAAGGAUUAUCUCCCAUGUUUGUCGGUGACUUUGCCGAUAAAGCUGGUCGCCGGCCAGCUUAUCUUGUGUGCUUUAUUAUCUAUAUCGCCGCCAAUAUUGGCCUCGCAUUGCAAGAUGAUUUUGCCGCCCUCUUUGUUCUUAGAUGUCUGCAGAGUGCCGGCAGUAGCACUACAAUAGCCCUGUCAUCAGGCGUGGUAGCUGAUAUCGCUAUUGCGGCAGAGCGUGGGUCUUAUAUGGGCUUUGUGACUGCAGGCUCAUUGCUAGGCCCUGCCCUGGGGCCCAUUAUCGGCGGUCUUCUGUCUCAAUAUCUCGGAUGGCGUGCAAUUUUCUGGUUCCUGAUUAUCUUUGCAGCGGCCUUUCUGGUUCAAUUCAUCUUGUUCUUUCCCGAAACCGCCCGCGCAAUCGUAGGUGAUGGAUCAAUUCCUCCCCCGGCCUGGAAUCUAUCGAUCGUCAGUUGGUUGAGGACGCGGAAGCUACCACCGCAGGAGAAUGCCCUUCGUCCCAAGCUCAAGUUCCCCAAUCCCGUGAAAACGCUCUCUAUCGUGUUCCAAAGGGAUACAGGAAUAAUUCUUCUCUCCAAUGCUCUUCUCUUUGCGGGCUUCUACGAUGUCAGCGCAUCUAUCCCGUCUAUCUAUAAGGAGCUCUAUGGCCUAGAUGACCUUCAGAUCGGGCUAUGCUAUAUCCCGUUUGGAUUGGGAGCGACAGUAGCUUCAAUCGUCAGUGGGAAACUACUGGAUCGGAAUUACCGUCGCCUAGCGAAGCCAUUAGGCUUUUCUCUCCUUGAGACUCGAUCUCGUAACCUGAAAGGGUUUCCUAUCGAAAAGGCCCGUUUGCAGAUUGCCCUACCUCUCCUGACCAUAGCCAGCUUUACGGUGAUUGCCUUUGGCUGGUGUCUGAAUUUUGCCGUUCACCUUGCUGCCCCUACCACCAUUCUUUUCUUCAUGGGCUUAACAUUGACCGGAGCUUUCAACACAGUCGGUACCCUGCUCGUGGACCUCUAUCCUACGAAUGCCGCUGUCGCAACGGCAUCCAAUAACUUCGUCCGCUGUUUGCUAGGUGCUGGGGCAACUGCUCUCAUUGACCCCAUGUUGAGUGCGAUGGGAAGGGGCUGGUGCUUCACCUUCAUCGCGCUAGUCAUGCUGUCCACUGCCCCGUUGUUAGUGCUGGUAAUAAAAUUUGGACCUCGAUGGAGGGAACAGAGGCUCGCGGUGCACGAGAUCUCUGUAGAAAAUUCUAACAGCGAAAAGGCGGCCUGAAAGUGGACUGGGUAUCUUGUCCAGUGUCUCGUUUGAAAAAAGGGUUCUGCCCCUAUAAGACAAUCUGAUCAACGAAUACAAUGAUUUAAUGUUGGAGUGCUGCACUCAGUGAAUGCAAUCAGCACCACCAUAAAGCAGCAUCACCAUAAAGAAGAAGAUAGCGACACGUGACUACUUUGUGUAUUUAAGGCUACUGUUUCCUUCUAGAUCUUCAUGCUUCCUCCAAGCAUCUCUCUAUUUCCUAGUUAGACCC